Ipomoea nil (Japanese morning glory) is the source of this 1624-nucleotide messenger RNA. Its product is annotated as probable LRR receptor-like serine/threonine-protein kinase At1g07650. The coding region runs from base 364 to 1482 and encodes 372 amino acids. Gene Ontology annotation, biological process: protein phosphorylation. The transcript has 8 exons. Gene Ontology annotation, molecular function: protein kinase activity; ATP binding. The record is from RefSeq and is a predicted model, not a curated record. NCBI's taxonomy places the organism in Eukaryota, Viridiplantae, Streptophyta, Magnoliopsida, Solanales, Convolvulaceae.
AAAUGAGGAAUACAUAAUGGACAAUACAUGCAUUGUUGGUGUUGGUGAUGAACCUCUUUACAGUACAGCACGUGUAUCCCCAAUCUCCUUGAAGUAUUAUGGAUUUUGUUUAAGGGAUGGUGAAUAUACUGUGAGACUUCACUUUGCUGAAUUACUUAGAUACAACAACUAUAAAACCCCAUAUCUCAACAAAUCAGGUCGAGUUUUUGACUUGGAUAUCCAGGGAAAGAAUGUGAACUUAAGGAUUUCAACAUAGAAAAGGAAGCAGAGGGUGUAAAUAAGGCUUACACUAAGGAAAUAGGAAAUGUUAUAGUUAACAAUAGUCGACUAGAGAUUCACUUAUAUUGGUCAGGGAAGGGUUCAAUGAUGUACCAAGGUCCACUUAUAUCUGCAAUUUCUGUAUAUCCUUCUAAAGACAGUGGUCUGUCUCCUCCAAAGAUGGCUGCAAUCUCAUUAUCUGUCUUAAUUCUUCUAGUAGUGUUCAUAGUUUAUUUCUGGAAAUUGGAAGACAAUUCACAUGAAGGAAUGGUUGAGUUGUAUCCUGGAGGACUUUACAACUUCCAAAAAGUAAAAGUUGCUGCCAAAAAUUUCAAGCACAAGCUUGGUAAGGGUGGUUUUGGAAUUUUCUAUGAGGCUACACUUGGCAAUGGAACGGUGGUUGCAGUUGAAAAGGUUUCAGCCACAAAAGAUAUAAUACGUGCAUUUCGAGAAAAGGAUUCUACCAUUUAUCUCAUGGAACAUCCCAACCUUGUAAAGUUGAUGGGAUGCAUUGCAGAAAAGAACCAACUGUUGCUUGUUUAUGAGGAUAUAGGCCAUAAUUCUCUUCAAAAUGCACUUUUUGGUUCAGACCGGUCGAGAUUAGAUUGGGCAAAAAGGCUCAACAUUUGCCUUGGCAUAGCAGAAGGUCUAGCUUUUCUUCAUGAGGGCAAGCAGAAACAUGUUCAUGGAAAUAUCAAACCAACCACCAUUUUUCUUGACAAACAUGACAAUGCUAAGAUAUCUGACUUCGGAUUUUCCAGGCUCCAUGACCAGGGAAAGUCACGGGAGGAAGGAACAGUGGUAUACAUGGCACCUGAAUACGCAAAAUAUGACCUCUUAACAACAAAGGCAGAUGUGUAUAGCUUUGGAGUUGUUGUACUUAUAGUUGUUAGUGGAAAGAAAGAAAAGAUUUCAAUGUCUAGCAGCGGGGCUGACACCGAAUACCUUCCAGAUCUCGCGGCGCGUGAAAAGCAGAGAGAAGGGCAUUUUAUGAAUCUAGUUGACAAAACCAUAUCUAACACAGUGGAUUGGAAUGAAGCAGAUACAAUGUUAGAACUAGCCUUGAUGUGCUUGGACCAGUACCCAGAUCAAAGACCAUCCAUGUCUCAAGUUGUGAAGGUUCUAAAGGAACAGCUUCCAUUGAAGGAUCUAAAGGAAAGUUUAAAGCAGCUUUCUUCUAUCAGAGAAACUCAACCACAUGGUGAGAUUUCCCAAAAUAAUUAAGUGAGCUUUCUGAAACGCACAAGUAAUGGUGUAAGUUGUUUGUCUCUCUCUUGCUAGUAUGUUUUGCUUUUGUGAAAUAGUUGUGAUAUAUGACAUGCAUGUACAAUGCUACUAUUUUAUAUUUUCCACUUUGUAAAUUGUA